AUGCUGUCAGAUUGCUUGCUGAAUAACUUCAGGAUAACGUCGCAAAUAGGGUCGGGUGCGUAUGGGCUGGUGUUCCAUGUGGUGGACAUACUGACCAGCCGUGAGUAUGCCGUGAAGACAGUUUUCAAGUCUUCCUCGAUGGACGAGUUUUACAACAAGAACGGCAUGAACAACAACUCGCAAGUGGCCAGGACUACUCUUCUUCAGACACAACUGUAUCAUUUUUUCAAGAGUUUCCAAAAGAAACUGUUCCUACCUUCAGUCGACUUAGAUUCGAUACUGCAGUUGACAGAAAACGAACUAAACAGAUUACCACACUACAGGGAGAUUGCUUUCCAACUGAAAGUUCAGUCUCAUGCAAACAUCGUGAAGAUCCAUCAAGUGUUAGAAUCUUCUAUCGCCACUUUCAUCGUAAUGGAUUAUUACGAUAGAGAUCUUUUCACUUCGAUAGUAGAUCAUAAGCAUUUCAUCAACGAUGGCGUUUUGAUCAAAAAGGUCUUUCUACAGCUUUGCUCCGCAUUAGACCAUUGCCACCGUCUCGGUAUAUACCAUUGCGACAUCAAACCAGAAAACGUAUUACUAGAUCGUAACGAUAAUGCCUACUUAUGUGAUUUUGGUCUUUCGACUAAAUCCAAAUAUCUCGCUCCAAAUGUGUGCGUUGGCAGUUCGUACUACAUGGCUCCAGAAAGAAUAUUAUACUGCCUGAAUACUACCACCAACGGCAUCCACGUCGACGAAUGCUGUUCAAGCCUCCCCACGGACACAGGGGACAUUUGGUCUCUAGGUAUCAUUCUGAUCAACCUAACCUGUAUCAGAAACCCAUGGUUGAAGGCUCACCAAAAGGAUGAUAACACAUUUCAUCAUUUUGCGAACAAUAACCACGUCUUAAAGAAAAUUCUUCCUAUAUCGGACGAUUUGUUUACAGUGUUGGCAAAGGUUUUGCAACUGAACCCAUAUACAAGAAUCGAUAUGAAAACUUUAAUGUCUGAAGUUUCUUCUUUGACUUCGUUCACCAAAGAGGGCCCUUUGUCUCAAGUUCCAGCCCUAUCGGACGAAGUGUAUAUGACACAUAUCCUAAGAAAUGAAAACCUAUAUUUUGACGAAAUACCACAUCUUGCCGUUGACCAAGAACAAGACCAACAACAGCCGCAAGAACAAGAAGAAGCCGAGCCGGAAAGUGAUAUUCCAUCGACUUAUAAUAGUGAUGGAAGUAUGGAGAAAUAUGACUAUACCAACAAUAAUAACAACAACACGUUUUUAAGUUCGUCGAUGGACAGUACACCUUACCAAUCCGAUAUCGAUGAUAUUGGUGCUUCCAAAGAUUGUAAAUUCCAACAAGAUACUCUGAGAAAUAGACUAUUGUGCCUACAAAUGAAUUUUUCCACUUUAACGGACGGUCCAAACGAGAAAUGGUUACCAGAAUAUUGA
This is a messenger RNA of Saccharomyces eubayanus, 1428 nucleotides long. It is a transcript of the gene SKS1, whose product is annotated as putative serine/threonine protein kinase SKS1. Gene Ontology annotation, molecular function: ATP binding; protein serine/threonine kinase activity. Gene Ontology annotation, biological process: autophagy; peptidyl-serine phosphorylation. The transcript has a single exon. Bases 1 to 1428 code for a protein of 475 amino acids. The record is from RefSeq and is a predicted model, not a curated record. Gene Ontology annotation, cellular component: cytoplasm. Lineage: Eukaryota; Fungi; Ascomycota; Saccharomycetes; Saccharomycetales; Saccharomycetaceae.